Messenger RNA from Knipowitschia caucasica, 591 nucleotides. The record is from the annotation of a GenBank genome assembly. NCBI's taxonomy places the organism in Eukaryota, Metazoa, Chordata, Actinopteri, Gobiiformes, Gobiidae.
AUGGACUACCCAAGAAUACAGAUCCCAAUUGAAGUCACACUGUGGGUGCUCUUGGCUUCAUUUGCAAAGAUUGGGUUCCAUGUGUACCAUAAAAUAACAGUUUGGGUGCCAGAGUCGUGCCUGCUCAUCAGUAUCGGCCUCAUAGUUGGAGCCAUCAUGCACUCUGUCAAUGAGGAGCCUCCCGCCGUCCUGACCAGUAAUGUCUUCUUCCUCUACAUGCUCCCUCCCAUCGUCCUGGACUCCGGAUACUUCAUGCCCACUCGGCCCUUCUUUGAGAACAUCGGUACGGUGCUCUGGUUUGCGGUGGUAGGCACUCUCUGGAACAGCAUUGGCAUCGGCAUGUCUCUCUUCGCCAUAUGCCAGAUAGAAGCGUUCGGAGUUCAGGACAUAAACCUACAGGAGAACCUGCUGUUCGCCACCAUCAUCUCGGCCGUGGACCCUGUGGCCGUGUUGAAUGUUUUUGAAGACAUUUCAGUGAACGAGCAGCUUUACAUCGUGGUGUUUGGGGAGUGUCUCUUCAACGAUGCGGUCACUGUGGUGAGUGGACCCUCCUCAAACCUCACUCUGGCUUCUCCAAACAGACACAGAUGA